Molecule: messenger RNA, 2132 nt
Organism: Chlorocebus sabaeus (green monkey)
Lineage: Eukaryota; Metazoa; Chordata; Mammalia; Primates; Cercopithecidae
Gene: ALG1
Product: ALG1 chitobiosyldiphosphodolichol beta-mannosyltransferase
Cellular component (GO): endoplasmic reticulum
Molecular function (GO): mannosyltransferase activity
Source: RefSeq, a predicted model, not a curated record
AAGCGCGGUCACGUGACUGUUGCGGGCCCGCCAAGAUGGCGGCGUCCUGGUUGGUCUUCCUGGCGCUGUGUCUGCUGUUGCCGCUGCUGCUGCUGGGAGGAUGGAAGCGCUGGCGGCGGAGGCAGGCGGCCCGGCAUGUAGUAGCCGUGGUGCUGGGCGACGUGGGCCGCAGCCCCCGUAUGCAGUACCACGCGCUGUCUUUGGCCAUGCACGGCUUCUCGGUGACCCUCCUGGGGUUCUGCAACUCCAAACCCCAUGAUGAGCUCCUGCAGAACAACAGAAUUCAGAUCGUGGGGUUGACAGAACUUCAGAGUCUUGCAGUUGGGCCCCGAGUUUUCCAGUACGGAGUCAAAGUUGUAUUUCAGGCUAUGUACUUGCUGUGGAAGUUGAUGUGGAGGGAGCCAGGUGACUAUAUCUUUCUCCAGAACCCCCCAGGUCUGCCGAGCAUUGCUGUCUGCUGGUUCGUGGGCUGCCUCUGUGGAAGCAAGCUCGUCAUUGACUGGCACAACUAUGGCUACUCCAUCAUGGGUCUGGUGCAUGGCCCCAACCACCCCCUCGUUCUGCUGGCCAAGUGGUACGAGAGGUUCUUUGGGCGCCUGUCCCACCUGAACCUGUGCGUUACUAAUGCCAUGCGGGAAGACCUGGCGGAGAACUGGCGCAUCAGGGCUGUGACUGUCUACGACAAGCCGGCAUCUUUCUUUAAAGAGACACCUCUGGAUCUGCAGCACCGGCUCUUCAUGAAGCUGGGCGGCAUGCACUCUCCCUUCAGGGCCCGCUCAGAACCUGAGGACCCAGCCACGGAGCGGUCGGCCUUCACGGAGCGGGACGCUGGGAGCGGGCUGGUGACACGUCUCCGCGAGCGGCCGGCCCUGCUGGUCAGCAGCACGAGCUGGACAGAGGACGAAGACUUCUCCAUCCUGCUGGCAGCUUUAGAAAAGUUUGAACAACUGAUUCUUGAUGGACACAACCUUCCUUCUCUCGUCUGUGUGAUAACAGGCAAAGGGCCUCUGAGGGAGCAUUACAGCCGCCUCAUCCAGCAGAAGUGUUUCCAGCGCGUCCAGGUCUGCACACCCUGGCUGGAGGCCGAGGACUACCCCCUGCUUCUAGGGUCGGCAGACCUGGGUGUCUGUCUGCACACGUCCUCCAGUGGCCUGGACCUGCCCAUGAAGGUGGUGGACAUGUUUGGGUGCUGUUUGCCUGUGUGUGCCGUGAACUUCAAGUGUUUACAUGAGCUGGUGAAGCAUGAAGAAAACGGCCUAGUCUUUGAGGACUCCGAGGAACUGGCAGCUCAGCUGCAGAUGCUUUUCUCAAACUUCCCUGAUCCUGCGGGCAAGCUAAACCAGUUCCGGAAGAACCUGCGGGAGUCGGAGCAGCUCCGAUGGGAUGAGAGCUGGGUGCAGACUGUGCUGCCUUUGGUUAUGGACACAUGACUCCUGGGCCAGAGGCUAAAACCCCAGGACCCCGGCUGCCCUCCCUACAGCUUCUUGGGAGUCUCAGGGCAAACCCUUUCAAGCAGCGCCUCCCAGUGGCCAGUAGCUGAAAUGACGGCAGUGGUGCCGCCUGGUGAAUGAAUUGGUUGGGACCCCGGAAGCUGUGGUUGGCCCUGAUUUCUUCUUUGGAGGCUCAGAAACAUUUCCUCUCUUCUGUUCUUCACGCCCCAUGCCCCUGCUAGCAUAUUACUGUUCUGUGACUUCCCCAUGACCUCUGCAGGACUCCUCCUCCUGUGUUUGGUCUGCAGGUGUCGCCUUUCUGCCGUGUUCCUAACGUUUUGAUUCCUGUCUUGAAAAAAAGCACCUGCUGCACCGUAAGCCCAGGGAUGUGGCAGCUGCAGCGGGCUUGGCUUUGUGAGGAGCCGAGUGUGUCCACGUUGGGGGACAUCAUACUUGAUACAUACGUUUUUAUUUGCGCAAAGAAAAUGCUAUUUUUGGAGCCAGAAUGUUCACGUCUGAUUUAUGGUGAUUUUCUUAAGAACCAGAACUGCUGGGAGAAAGGGGGCACCCCCACGCUUAGACAGCCAAUGUCUUAUUAGAGGGCAGUUUGUGGUUCCUGGUUUGGAAUUGAACAUUCUUCAAACAUUCCAGUCCACUGAAAGUUUUAUCCGCUUUCCCAUAUAAAAAUUCUUCCCACGAUAG